Messenger RNA from Tripterygium wilfordii, 1916 nucleotides. Its product is annotated as O-fucosyltransferase 23-like. Gene Ontology annotation, biological process: pollen-pistil interaction. The record is from RefSeq and is a predicted model, not a curated record. The transcript is spliced from 2 exons. The coding region runs from base 392 to 1741 and encodes 449 amino acids. Lineage: Eukaryota; Viridiplantae; Streptophyta; Magnoliopsida; Celastrales; Celastraceae.
GUUUUUAUUUUAAUAUUUAAUGCGAUUCUAGGUUGUCAUGAUGUGAUGGGGCGGUUGGGUUUUGCUUUUUGUUCACGGUAAUUCAGGCUUUCUGGGAUUCCUUUUCAUGAUUUUUGAUCAUCUUCUCCUUGUGGCUUUGUUUGCUUUUGUUUUGUUAUCUGGAUUCUUCUAACAAUUGGGAUUCAAACAAAAAAGUGUUUAUUGGCUUUCGUGCCAUGAUCCAGUCAUCGGAGAUUUUUAUGUUUAUUGGAGAUAUCUGGUUCAUAUUUGAGUUCAUUCCGGUCUGUCCUCCAGCUAAAUUUAUUAUUCCUAAGCCGUUUCUGAUUUGAUUGAGUUUGCUGCAAUGGUGGAUGAGGAAGUGCUACAUUUUACCUGAGCCUGUGAUUCUUAGAUGGAUUUGUCCUCCAAUUGUAAGAAUUCAAGAGUAUUGGGUCGCUAUUUUGGUUCUUUAACAUUUAAAUGUGCUGCUUUGCUUGUUCUUGCUCUGAUCUUCAGAGCCAUAUUACUCUCUUCUUUCUCCGGGUAUGGGAAAGUGGACUGGAACAUCCUUGAAGUGAUUCAUGGUAAAACUCCACUGUUGGAAGUUAAUUUUGGAAUCCGCAAAGAUAAGUUUCUGGAGGUCCCUCAAAUUGUAUGGGGACUGAACAAUCAAAAGAUAGCAUUUGCGAGAGCUUGCCUAACUGCGCGGAUGCUGAAUAGAACCCUCUUGAUGCCUAGCUUGAGUGCUUCGCUUUUUUACAAGGAAAUUGACCGUCUUCAGCCUAUAUCUUUUGAGAAGGUGUUUCAAUUUGAAAAGUUUAACACGCUUUGUAGAGGGUUUGUUCAAUUGGGUCAUUAUUCCGAUGUCUCGAAUCGAUCAGCAGUGCUUGAGCUUCAGAAGGGAAUGGGAAGGAAGUGGACAACUGAUAGAGAUUUAGACCAACUGAAAGAGCAUACCCAGGAACCACUUGAUGGGUACGAGGUUAUUAGAGUAGUUGGAAAAAACCCAUUUUUGUGGCAUGACCAUUGGCCUGUAAAGGACUAUGCAAAGGUCUUUGAGUGUCUUGUUUUAGUUGAUGAGUUUGCAAAAGAAGCAGAUAGAGUAGUGUCCAAAAUUCGAGACUUAGGAAAGGAGAUGAGAAGUACAUCUGACUCUGGAGAAAAUGGUGAUGGUUCGGAGAGUUCUUCAUUACAGCCAGUGCCUUAUGUAGCUGUCCACAUGCGGAUAGAGAUAGACUGGAUGAUUCACUGUAAGAAAUUAGAGCAAAGAUCACACAUUACUGAAAUUUGUAGUAGCAAAGAGCAGAUUAUGGAGAGAGUUGGGAACAUUGUAGGACUCAAAAGUCCUACAGUUGUUUAUCUUGCUGUUGCGGACAGUCUUCUUGAAGAUUCGACCAUAUUGUCUGGUUGGAAAGAAGGAUUGAUUCCUCUUGAAAAAAAGAAAUUGGGCGUUGAAAGAAUUUACAAGAAAUACCCGUAUCUCAUUCAAGCUGCGAUUGAUUACGAAGUGUGUUUAAGGGCUGAUGUGUUUGUAGGGAAUAGUUUCUCUACAUUUUCAAACCUUAUAGUUCUUGAGAGGACACAGAAGAUGAUCACAAUGGGUGUUACAGAUUCGUGUGAUAUGGAUGUGAGAUGGCCGUCCUAUUCGUAUAACAUAGCAGGGGAAUCUGAUGGCCCCCGUAAAUGGAUGACCAACAUGUCUGAUUCAAGCCUCCAAGCAAUCAGCUAUGGUUCAAAUGUUAUCUCAUGUUCUUCCAGCUGAGGGAGAGUUGAGCCUCCACUAGUUUUUUGAAAUCAAUCUUUCUCAACCCUGAGGUUGAUAUUGGUUGGUACAGUUUGAUGAUUUUUUUUGUUUGUGCAGAGAAAGACAAGGACAGAAAAUUUCAAAAAUGGAGCUUGAUAUUGCAGGUUCAGUAUACACUGAUGUAGUUAUGGGA